AGUUCUUUCCAUAGCAUGGGGAUUCUGCUCCCAUCCACCGCCAUCCAUGGUUGGUCACGAGGAGAUGAAUUCUAACCUUUUAGGCAGACAUGGUUUCCUUUGAAAGGUGGAAACACUCCUGAAGCCAACUCCAAUGGCCACCAAGAUCUUUGACCUCAUGCGCAAACUUGGCUUGGGGCUGGUAGCUGCUGGUGGAGUGGCCAACCUGACUCUUUAUAACGUGGAUGCAGGCCACAGAGCGGUCAUCUUUGACCGAUUCCGAGGUGUCCAGGACGUGGUGGUAGGAGAAGGGACCCAUUUUCUCAUCCCUUGGGUGCAGAAACCCAUCAUUUUUGACUGCCGUUCUCGCCCACGCAACUUCCCUGUAACCACCGGGAGCAAAGAUCUCCAGAACGUAGACGUCACACUUCGCCUGUUGUUCAGACCAGCAAUGUUACAGCUUCCCCGGAUUUACACGACCAUUGGGGAGGACUAUGAUGAGCGAGUGUUACCGUCCAUCGCAAUGGAGAGCCUGAAGUCCAUCGUGGCCCGUUUUGACUCCGAGGAGUUGAUCACCCAGAGGGAGCUGGUCUCAGGGCAACUGAGCGCUGACCUCACCGAAAGAGCCGCAACCUUUGGGAUCAUCCUGGAUGAUGUUUCCUUGACGCACCUGACUUUUGGGAAGGAGUUUUUGGCGGCCGUGGAGAUGAAGCAAGUGGCCCAGCAAGAAGCGGAGCGGGCCAGGUUCAUGGUGGAAAAGGCAGAGCACGAGAAGAAAGCCACCAUCAUUGCCACCGAGGGAGACUCAAAGGCAGCGGAGCUCAUUGCAGGGGCCCUGAUUUCAGUGGGAGAUGGGCUGGUAGAACUGCGUAAGCUUGAAGCAGCUGAAGACAUCGCUGCUCAACUCUCGCAGUCCCGCAAUGUCACCUACUUGCCACUUGGACAGGCAAAGUUUCUUCCCCCAUCCCAAUAAGCCUCCUUCCUCCUUACCUGUUCCCAUUUUUCAUCACUAGCUAAA
Sceloporus undulatus (fence lizard) is the source of this 997-nucleotide messenger RNA. Its product is annotated as prohibitin-like. Lineage: Eukaryota; Metazoa; Chordata; Lepidosauria; Squamata; Phrynosomatidae. The record is from RefSeq and is a predicted model, not a curated record. Gene Ontology annotation, cellular component: membrane; mitochondrion. Gene Ontology annotation, biological process: mitochondrion organization. The transcript has a single exon. Bases 134 to 952 code for a protein of 272 amino acids.